UAGUUUCAAGUUCCUGAUAUUUAGUUUUAGUUUGUUCUUUCAAUAAAUAGCCAUUCUGUGAAAUUUCCUCUUGAUUACCGGAGUGUCUUCCUGAGUGGAUGUGUUCAUCCAGAGUUGUUCUGUCUUCAUUGUAGAACGGGGUGAUCAUUUAUUUCAUGACCUCGCAGUACUACGUUCCCAUGUCCUCUGCCAUGCUGCUAUCUUUGGCUAAUAACCAAACCACUUUCUUCUCUGAAUAGUAUCUUUUCCAGAUUUUUCUUUGACCCACGUCUUUUUUUUUUACCUGUUUUCAACUAUGUUAAAUUUUGUUUCUCUAAUUAGUGGGACAAUACAUUGUUUCGUGACCAUCAUCCUUCUGCUUUCUUGCUAUAGAAUGACUCACAUUUACGUCGUCCUCCUUCGUUUCUGCCCUUCGUUUUUGUGUACCAAACAACCUCGCACAUAGAAAGAAAAAAGGUGCUCCCAUGUUGUACUUCCAAACUGGUUCCCGGUAAUUUGAGAUUUCAAUGUCUGUAACUUAGCUGUCUGUUGUCGCCAGAUAAACAGGGGUGUUGUGGGGGGCUUCAUUUUAGCGAUGUUCUGACUCUGGACCUUAACAAUAUGACAUGGAGAAAACUGGCAACAACCGGGGAAGGGCCUGGUCCUCGAGAUAGCCAUAGCGCUGUUCUUGAAGGCCAUAAAAUGAUAGUGUUUGGUGGUACGAAUGGCUUCAAGAAGGUUAAUGAUAUUCAUAUCCUAGAUCUGAUCACCCUAGAGUGGGUUCGUCCUGAAUGCAAAGGAAGCCCUCCUUCUCCACGUGAAAGCCACACUGCCACUCUGUUUGGUGAAGAAAGAUUAGUGAUCUUUGGUGGUAGUGGAGAAGGUGAUUCAAACUACUUGAACGAUUUGCAUAUUCUGGAUCUCCGAACCAUGAGAUGGACUUCUCCAGAGGUGAAAGGUGAUUUGCCUGUCCCUAGGGACAGUCACACUACUCUGGCUAUUGGGAACAAGCUUUUUGUUUAUGGAGGAGACUCUGGUGAUCAGUAUCAUGGUAACGUCAAUAUGCUGGAUCUGGAUACAAUGACUUGGUCAAAGUUGACUGUUCAAGGGCCUUCCCCUGGCGUAAGAGCAGGACAUGCUGCUGUUAACAUUGGAACCAAGGUGUAUAUUAUCGGAGGGGUCGGAGAUAAACGUUACUAUAAUGAUGUUUGGGUGUUUGAUAUCUACACUUGUUCUUGGACUCAGCUUGAAAUACGAGGUCAGCAACCCCAAGGGCGGUUUUCACACACAGCAGUUGCUGCUGACAUGGACAUUGUCAUAUAUGGAGGGUGCGGGGAAGAUGAACGUCCUCUGGAUGAAUUGUUAGUGUUGCAGCUGGGAGCAGAGCACCCAAACGGACGUUACAACGUAUCCAUGGGCAAAGUCUUUGGAAGCUGUUGGAAGAAGACCUGCUCAAGCGGAGCGGACAGCAACCUGAAGGCAGUGCUCAUGGGGAAUAAUGCGGACACUGUAGGAACUUACGAAUUCACAGCAGGAAAAAAGCAGCCUUUCCAUUUGGAAUCCGAUGCUUCCCAACAGAAGAAGAGGAGAAUUGCUGCUUCAAAGGUGUGGGAUGUUGAUUUAGAACAGGAAGAGCAUUCUCUUUCCUUGUCCCAGCAUUCUUCUCCGACCCAAUCCGAUCGAGAACACAACACCGCACAAAAACCUAAUGCUUCCACCACGGACUCUCAGCGAUUUCUCAUGUUCAAACCGUUAAACCAAAUACCAACCAGUUCUCAACAUGACAACCCUUCCAUCAACCCAAAAGUACUAAAGAAUUCCAACCAGAGGAAUCCCCAGGGCUUUCAUUAUCUAAAACAAUAUCACCAUGUUUAUGAUGCAGAGCACUCGCCCAUGGUUCGAGGGCCCAUCCAACACCUGAUCGGUGCUGAAGUCCGAGGAAGAGUUGAUGGGGCCUUUGACUCGGGUUUGCUGAUGACCGCGACGGUGAACGGAAAAAUUUUCAGAGGAGUGCUGUUCGCACCCGGGACGGGAACAGUGUCGAGAAGGCCCAGUAUGGAACCGAGCAGUUGGAUGCAUGGUGCGUGUGCGACGAACUCGAAUCAUAAGGGCGAGAAUACGAGAGGAUGCCAGCAGGUAAGUGGUUGUUCGAGGACAGAGUCGUGUCAGGUGACUCAACCAUUCCCAAUGAUGAGAGCGAAAGGCGCUGCGUCGUUUUCCAAAGAAGAGAAGAUGAGGAGCGAUCUUAAUGGGUUGGCUCUGACACUAGGAGGAGCUGCUAGCGGCCACCACCGUGGUGGAUCCUGAGCCUUCCCCAUUAAUUAUUACUGGUAGUACAUACUGAGCUAGGAGCGCAAUAAGGUUAUGAACAAAUAAUGGCUUUUCCAAACAACACCUGGCGUGGCUUCUAUGAAUUUCAAGUUUUUGUAUUAGUUAAUUAUUCCUUGAAUGAAUCCAUGGUGCUAUCUUUGAGGGUACAAAUAUGCUUUCGUCAAACUGAAACGGGCUGGCUUACUCUCCAAUAAUAAUAAUUGAAUGCCUAUGGACGUUAUAUUACCCCUCCCGUGGAAACUAAAAUAGAUAGAUAUGAGGGUUACGAGUUUCAGCGGGAGGCUGACGUGGGUGGAAGGAGAGCAAUAAAAGUGGGAGAGGUACGGCGGCAGUGUGAUUAAAGUAAAACGGAAUAUGUGGCUCUCAAACCUUGUAUAGAAAAUCAGAUCCGUUGGAUCAAUCUGAAAAUCAAUGAACCGGUCUCUUCACUGAUCUGGUUUUUUUAUCUUA
Messenger RNA from Prosopis cineraria, 2760 nucleotides. RefSeq lists its product as uncharacterized. NCBI's taxonomy places the organism in Eukaryota, Viridiplantae, Streptophyta, Magnoliopsida, Fabales, Fabaceae. Gene Ontology annotation, molecular function: protein binding. The record is from RefSeq and is a predicted model, not a curated record. Bases 601 to 2286 code for a protein of 561 amino acids. The transcript has 9 exons.